AUGGCAGAUGUAAGGCCAUAUAUCUUUCCAUUAGACUUCGUUUACAAAUGCAACAUAAAAGCUUCAUCGCUUCUUAUAUCCUCAAAGAGAGAGAAAGAAAUAACCAAUGAAGAUGCUGCUGUUUUUCAACCGUUCACAGCACACAUUUUCUCAUCCAUUUGUUCGUACAAUGUACGCGAUGAAUUGACUCAUGUCUAG
Messenger RNA from Clunio marinus, 198 nucleotides. NCBI's taxonomy places the organism in Eukaryota, Metazoa, Arthropoda, Insecta, Diptera, Chironomidae. The record is from the annotation of a GenBank genome assembly.